Messenger RNA from Cinclus cinclus, 2539 nucleotides. RefSeq names its product PML-RARA regulated adaptor molecule 1 (gene PRAM1). Gene Ontology annotation, biological process: T cell receptor signaling pathway; protein localization to plasma membrane; integrin-mediated signaling pathway. Gene Ontology annotation, cellular component: plasma membrane. Bases 110 to 1378 code for a protein of 422 amino acids. NCBI's taxonomy places the organism in Eukaryota, Metazoa, Chordata, Aves, Passeriformes, Cinclidae. Gene Ontology annotation, molecular function: protein binding. The record is from RefSeq and is a predicted model, not a curated record. The transcript has 10 exons.
GAAAGAGCUGCUGGUCUCAAGGGAGGGGGUUCAGAGAGGCUUGUCCAGAAUGCUUCAGGUGGUCUUUAGCAAGGAGGUGAGCAGACAGGAAAGCAUCCACUGAAGGAAGAUGAUGCAUCUGGAGGGGAGAGAUGCUGUAGUGAGACACCUUCGGGCAAAGUUCCAACAGAACAGGAAAGAACCUCCCGAAGUGGGUGGCUGGCCAGAAGGUCACCCUGCAGCCUCUCAUGGACCAGAGCCAGGACCGACCCCUGCCAUGGCUUCCAAGGGUGAUCUUCCUCAGGAGCCCCCCUGGAGCAGGAGGGUGGACUGUAGCAGGGUGUCUCCAUCUCACAGUACAGGUCAGAGUUUGGGACAGCAUUCACCUCAUUCUGCUUGUGAGACCCUGGCACAAAUGGCAUGUUGGAAGAAGGGGACAGUUCAAGAUGCCAGCUUCCACCCGGUGCCUGCAAAGCCAGGAGGAGAUGUGUUGAACAAGAAGGUGGAAGCCAGCUGUGAUCCUUCCUACAGGAAGCCAGCCCAGCAGGCACGGCCACCUGCCAAAGACAAGGGGGCUCCAGCGGUUGUUGCCAAAGGCGCAGCUGUUGCAGACCCCAUGCUCACUGUGGGAAGCCCCCAAAGGACAGAGCACCCAGCUCUGCCCUGGAGGAAGCCUUUGCCACAUGUCAGGGCACUGGGAGUGAAGCCAGGCAAGCCCCGGCGCCCUCCUGAUGUGGAUUUGGCAAAGUUCAGAGCAGCUGCACAUCCUGGGACAUCCAUCUGUCGGGCCACUGAACCACCAAGGCGUGCUCAGCUGGAUCACCUUCAACCAGGCUGUGCUGCAUCAGUGCCCACACGGUUCCCACUGCAGGAUGCUCCAAGUGGCAAGGGGGAUGAAGAUGAGAUAUAUGAUGAUGUUGAGGCUGUUGGGCUGGCCAGGAGAAGCCCAGGCCUUCUGCUGCCUUCUGUGUCCCAGCUGCCAGUGUAUCCCUGCCCCAGAGGAGGUGGAAAUGCUGGCCAAGCCUCUAACAGGGUUACCUUACUGGCAGCUACACAGAGUGACUGCAGAGAUUCCCAGGUCUCCCAGAAGAUGAACACCAUGACACUCAAGGCAUGCAAGAAGGAAGAGAAGAUGGACAGGAAGUUUCAGAAGAAAUUCAAGUUUGAAGGCAGCAUCAACAUCCUCACUCAGAUGAUGGUUGAUCCUGCAGCAACAGAGAAGAGGGGCGGAGCGAAGAACUUGUCACUGAGACGGGGAGAAAUCCUUGAUGUUAUUCAGUUUACAAACCAGGAGCAAAUCCUCUGCCGGAACAGCCAGAGGAGGUAUGGCUAUGUGCCCAGGGCUGUGAUGCUGCCUCUAGACACUGACAUCUAUGACGACGUUGAGAUUAAUGGCUGAGCCAACCACGCUAAGGCCAAAGGCACAAGACAACACCACAGAGACCUCCCCAAGAGCUGGAACAUGAACAGCACCUGACACCAGGCUCAUUUUAUGAAGGAGCUCUGCUUCCUCUGAGACAGACUGCAAACCCACCUUGUCCCUGCCAGAACAGUGGCAUGGCUGCUCAGCACAUGGGGCUGCACAGAUCCUGUCCCACAGGGCAGGGGGCCCCAGAUCCUCAAGUCACACAUUCACUGUAGCUCUGUUUUGACUGUGGAAAAUAUGCAAUGGUUCAAAAAGGGUUUCAUGGCCUUUUUUUUUUUUUUUUUUUUUUUUUUUUUUUUUUUUUGGUGGGGAGAGAGGGGUAAGAUCAAACCCAUAAAGGUUUCACUAUUUUCCCAUUCCUAGAGCAUGUGCAGCCUGGGACCCAUCUGCCCUUUCAUUCUGCACCACACUCUGGCCCCAGUAACACUCCUGGCCUGAACCGGAGGCAAACUAUAGCAUUAAAUGGGGUCAUGGUUGGAGACAGAGACAUGACCCUCUUGAGAUUCAUGUGACAAAAGCUUUUUUUAUUGUUCUGAACCCUCCUUAAAUAGAGGAGUUUGAUUCCCUGGCUCAUGACAGUUGGGAGUUCAGACUGCCCAUUUCCCUGGCCAAUGCUACAUCUUCACUUAGGGUUCAAUUAAUUGGCUGAGAUCCUUUGUAUGUAUUCAAAUCCAUCCUAUCAAAGCUCACCUAGGGACCUGUUCACUUCUAAGCUGGUUGAGUUUGGGCCCGCAGCUUUAGGCUAGCUUCAAUGUAACAGCAAACUACACAGAGAAAUACUUUAAAAUAUCAUGAAUUAUGGACCAGCUGCUCCAGCAGCACCUCAUGGCCUUGGGACAGCUUCCCUGGAGAGUUGGCAGAAGGUCAGAUCUCUUGGGGAAGAUAUUUGUGUGGAAAUAUUCAGCAUCAUCCGUUGGUGCCUUGGGAUAAUGUCUGUAGAUGAUAUGGGAAAUUCUCUCAUUCACUGGGAAAGUUUCCUUUUACAGAGCCUGCCUUCAUGAAACCCUCACACAUGGGGCAGAAUUGGGGUGCACUCACAUCUACUGGGGAGCACAGAUAUAGUGCAGGACCCAUAUGCGGUGGCAGAACCCAAAUCCUUUUGGAUAAGGAACAGCAAGAAGUUCUGGGGCUGAG